This is a messenger RNA of Tilletiopsis washingtonensis, 1336 nucleotides long. RefSeq names its product guanine nucleotide-binding protein alpha-3 subunit. Gene Ontology annotation, biological process: adenylate cyclase-activating G protein-coupled receptor signaling pathway. The transcript has 6 exons. Gene Ontology annotation, cellular component: heterotrimeric G-protein complex. Bases 152 to 1216 code for a protein of 354 amino acids. Lineage: Eukaryota; Fungi; Basidiomycota; Exobasidiomycetes; Entylomatales. Gene Ontology annotation, molecular function: GTPase activity; GTP binding; G-protein beta/gamma-subunit complex binding. The record is from RefSeq and is a predicted model, not a curated record.
GUCUCCUCUCGCGAUACCCCGCCCAUUCGGGCUCUCCCUGUUCGCCUGCAUCCUCCUCGCGCAUCCCUUUCCGCGCAUCUAGAGGCCCUCGUGCCCGUCUCUGCACGGUUCUAGCUCUCGCACGCGCUCUAGCGCUUGUCCUGCAUUCGCCAUGGGCGCAUGUAUGUCGUCUGGCGGCGAGAAGGGCGCGAAGGAGCGCAGCACCGCCAUCGAUCGCCAGAUCGAGGAGGACAGCCGCAAGUUCAAGAAGGAGUGCAAGAUCCUGCUGCUGGGCUCGGGAGAGUCAGGCAAGUCGACUGUCGUCAAGCAGAUGAAGAUCAUCCACCAAAACGGCUACACGUCCGAAGAGCUCAUGCUCUACCGGCUGACGGUCAUCAAGAACCUUGUCGACUCGGCACAAGCCAUCACGCUUGCGCUGCGCAAGUUCAAGCUCGAGCCAGAGCUGCCAGAGAACCGCGAAAAGGCAGAGGCCAUCUUGCAGUACCGCGUCGAUGCUGACCCGGGCACGACGCUGGACCCGGCAAUGGCGCACGCCAUGGAGUCAUUGUGGGCCGAUCCCGUUGUCGCGGGCGUCGUGGAGCGCAGCAGCGAGUUCUACCUGAUGGACAGCGCAGCCUACUUCUUUGCCAACAUCCCACGGAUAGCAAGCCCGGACUACAUUCCAAACGAGGACGACGUGCUGCGGGCGCGCUCCAAGACGACGGGCAUCUCCGAGACGCGCUUCAACAUGGGCCAGCUCUCCAUCCACCUCUUCGACGUCGGCGGGCAGCGCUCCGAGCGUAAGAAGUGGAUCCACUGCUUCGAGGCCGUCACGAGCAUCAUCUUCUGCGUCGCGCUGUCCGAGUAUGACCAAGUGCUGCUGGAGGAGAGCGGGCAAAACCGCAUGGCGGAGAGCCUCGUGCUGUUCGAGAGCGUCGUCAACAGCCGCUGGUUCUUGCGAACGUCCAUCAUCCUCUUCCUCAACAAGAUCGACAUCUUCAAGGCGAAGAUCCCGCGGCAGCCGCUCGCCAACUUCUUCCCGGAGUACAGCGGCGGCGCCGACGUCAACAAGGCGGCCAAGUACAUCCUGUGGCGCUUCACGCAGACGAACCGCGCUCGCCUCAGCAUCUACCCGCACCUGACGCAGGCGACGGACACGAGCAACGUGCGCCUCGUCUUUGCCGCGGUCAAGGAGACGAUCCUGCAAAACGCGCUCAGCGCAUCGGGCAUCUUGUGAUAUGCCAGAGUUGGAGGGAAUGCCGUCGGAGCGGGAAGGCUAGGCAGAGGGAACAAAAGCGACGGCGGUCGGAAGAGGAAGCAAGGGCGCACAUCGUGUGCAGCAGUGCAGCCGGCUUUC